AUGUUAUUAAAGAGAAACAUUCUGAUUCUAAAUAUCACUAAAUCAACAUUUACCUGCAAAGGUGCGACAGGUUUGAUCUACCCAAGGAAUGAGGGUAAAUAUUUAGCAGCCAAUCCAUCAUUCAUGCUUUACUGCAGAAUGGGGCAGGGUAACAGUCUUCCUAAUCCAGAACAGACAAUCGGAAUUGUCCACAGCAAACUGCGAUCACAUCUCACCAUUCUGAAGUGUCUGGCCAAUCUCUCGUACUCCGAUUUCCUCCGUUCCAUUCAGGAGCUGAAUUCAUUAACGUCCACUUUCUGUGACCGAAGAGGAAAACAGCUCCUGUUCUCAGUACAGUGUGGUACAGAUGCCUCCAUAUUUUGGAAACCUACGGUCAGAGUCAUCUGCCAGAAAAUAAAUACUCAUCUGAACAGAGUGGAGUCUCAGAGACGACUCAAUCUAAAGCAGUAUGUCAUUCUGUAUCGCGAAAUCUCUGACCAGGUGUCCAAUCUGAACGCUAUGGAGCACGAGAAAGGGCAACUCAGCAGUUUACCUAAUAGCAUCUGUGCUAGUGCCAUAUUUGAAGGUGUAGGACAAGAGGAUGAUGACAAUGAAUGCUGUAUAUGUAUGGAGAACAGGUCCGAGAUCAUACUGCCUUGUGCUCACCAGUUCUGUGAGGGCUGUAUAGACACAUGGAAUGUGACUAGCAAAACUUGCCCCAUUUGCCGUGAACGAGUGGAAAGCAUCGAUGAGACCUGGGUCUUAACAGAAAAGCCAGACGACCUUGAGUAUGAGACAGAGGUCAAAGGUUACCUAGUGAGCUUAGCGGACAAACCGGGACACAAAACAUGAUGAAUUAGUGCUUCUAUGUUGAGAAAGUAUGCUUUAAUAGUACGGGGUAAUAUGUUACUAAAUGAGUAAUAAGUAGAUGUGUUUCUCGAUAAAUUAAGCGUUACAUUAUACAUGUUAUAAGGAUGUUGUUGAUUGUAAAUAUGGAAGUGUUUGGAAGAAUUGCACUGUAAAUCAACUUUUAUUUGUGUGUCUGUUAAUAGUUUUGUUUUGGCUUUCCUCAGUUAUGAAAGUAAAUUGUUGUGUUCGUUGAACUGUUAAUAUUAGUUGGUUUACAGUGAAAAUUAAGAGAAACUGCUAAAUUAACACCCAUGUGAAAUGUACUUUUUAGGAUUAUUAGUGUAUUGAUAUUUAAAUAAUCAAUUUGUUUUUCUUAUUUUGCAAAAAUAUUUUCAUAGGAGGAAGCUUUGACGUACGUUCUUCACAUUCCUGACAUUUCAUCUUUUGUUAUUCUUUUGUCACAAUGAUGAAAGAAAUAUAUAAUAUGCAUUUAAUUGUUGUUAGCUACAAUUUUGAUAUUUAUCCUUGCAGUUAGAUGUAAUUUGUUUUUGUUGUAUUUUAAGUGACACACAUAAUGACAUAUCGUAUAUAGUCACGUAAGAUGAUUUGAGAAGAAUUUACCAAUAUUAUCCAAUAGACUGAAUGAUAUGUUUGCAACAUAGCAAAGUAUACACACAAGUGGUCUGUGAUAAUACUUUAAUAUGCUGUUUUACUUCAGAUUGCUUUCUUUUCUACAAGUUAUUUAGAUCUUAUUGCCAGUGCCAUAUCAUAAAUCCAGAUUUCUUUUUUCUUGCAAUCAAACAAGGUGGUUAUAAAGCACUGUCCCAAUGGUCCCAUUUGACCUCUGACAUAAAGCUUUGACCUUUACCCUCUUUAGUAGCGUGUGAAUCAUAUUCCCAAUGUAAGUUGUUUUUUUUUUCUACAGAAAGAAGGCAUUCUCUGAUCUUUUAAUAGUUUGAACAUAACAGAUAAAUGUAAUACAU
This is a messenger RNA of Saccostrea cuccullata (small rock oyster), 1811 nucleotides long. RefSeq names its product RING finger protein 141-like. Gene Ontology annotation, molecular function: ubiquitin-protein transferase activity. The coding region runs from base 1 to 831 and encodes 276 amino acids. NCBI's taxonomy places the organism in Eukaryota, Metazoa, Mollusca, Bivalvia, Ostreida, Ostreidae. The transcript is spliced from 7 exons. The record is from RefSeq and is a predicted model, not a curated record. Gene Ontology annotation, biological process: protein autoubiquitination.